UAAUGGCAAUAUUUUUAUUACAGGCCGACUCUGCCAUGAUCGCAAAAAGGAGGCUCUCUUCUGAAACUCUGAUGAUUUCAAGUAUUUUGAAAACUUGCGCCAGCGAAAUGGAGAUUGUAGCAGCUCUACCCAGCAUCCUCCAGUUUUGUGCUUCGUCUGCUGUUGUUGACGAAGAGUUGAGAAAGCUCCUUCAAAUGCAUCAGGAAUCAGUGGAAAGACUGGAAAAGCUUGAAUCUCAGCAGCAGGAGACAGAUGAAGCAAAGAGGAGCGAGUUGCUUCAGCUUAGAGGGAGCAUAGUAAAAUCAGGCAAGGAUGUCGUUAUGUUUUUCCAGCUACCUCCGGAUGUUUUUUUAGGCUUAAAAAAACAGAUUACUAUGGAAGCAGGUGAAUACGAGCAGAAGAUCAUCAGGAUGCUUCAGUUGUAUCACAAAUAUUGGGUAGAAUAUUCGCGUUCUGACAGAGAACCGGAUCCAAGGGCUGAUUUAGUUCUGGACAAAUUGAUUUCAGCGGAAGCAGAAGAAGCUGCAACAUCGAAAGAACUAACUGAAAAGCUCCGACAGCUGGACAUUAAGUUAAAGCAAGAGGAGAACAUUUUGGCUAAGGAUGAAAUAAUCGCUGAACAGGAAAGACGAAAACACGAAAACACGAAAACAGGAAAACGAAUUCAAAACGGCUGA
Messenger RNA from Cyprinodon tularosa, 677 nucleotides. RefSeq lists its product as uncharacterized. The coding region runs from base 3 to 677 and encodes 224 amino acids. The transcript has 2 exons. The record is from RefSeq and is a predicted model, not a curated record. Lineage: Eukaryota; Metazoa; Chordata; Actinopteri; Cyprinodontiformes; Cyprinodontidae.